Molecule: messenger RNA, 1089 nt
Organism: Myotis lucifugus (little brown bat)
Lineage: Eukaryota; Metazoa; Chordata; Mammalia; Chiroptera; Vespertilionidae
Gene: ACKR1
Product: atypical chemokine receptor 1 (Duffy blood group)
Exons: 2
Coding region: 1-1038 (345 amino acids)
Biological process (GO): regulation of chemokine production; inflammatory response; chemokine-mediated signaling pathway
Cellular component (GO): membrane
Molecular function (GO): C-C chemokine binding
Source: RefSeq, a predicted model, not a curated record
AUGGCCUUCAUUAAGCCCGCGCUUAUCCUGGAACCACAGAAGAAGUGUGAUUUGUUCCUCCCGGGGACCUUCCAGGUGGACUCCUCCACUGACAACAGUUCGAGCAGCUUUUCCUUUGACUUCGAUGAGUUGAAUUAUACUGAGACCUAUGACUACUCUGGAAUGGACGCAGCUGCCCCCUGCCGCUCCUGCAACCUGCUGGACGAGUCCUCACUGCCUUUCUACGUCCUCGCCAGCGUCCUGGGCAUCCUGACCAGUGCGGCUGUCCUCUUCGCUCUGCUCAGACCCCUCUUUCACCGGCAGCUCUGUCCUGGCCAGCAGCUGCUCCUCACACAGUUAGCCGUGGGCAGCGCCCUCUGCAGCAUCGUGGUGCCCGUCCUGGCACCAGGGCUCCGCGGUGCCCACAACACCUACGUGUGCCACCUGGCCCACUUUGUCUGGUAUGGCUCCGCCUAUGCCCAAGCUCUGCUGAUAGGCUGCCACGCCUGCCUGGGUCCCAAACUGGGUGCAGGCCCGGUCCCACGCCUCAUCCUGGGGCUCAUGGUGGGCCUUUGGGGACUGGCCAUCCUCCUGGCGCUGCCCAUCACCCUGGCCAGUGACACCUCCAAUGGAUUCUGCUUCUUGUCACCCAGCCAGGGCAUUUUGAAGUUUCUGCACGCUGCCAACUGUUUAGCCAUCUUUGACUUGUUGCCACUGGGUUUAUUGGGAGCCAAGGGGGUGCAAAGGGCCUUGGGCAGGGGGCCGUGUCCCUGGGUUGACGUGCUGUGGCUCUGGUUCAUUUUCUGGUGGCCUCACGGAGUGCUGUGGGGAUUGGACUUCCUAGUGAGGUCCAGGUUCUUGGUGCUGUCAUCCUGUCCGACCCAGCAGGCGCUGGACCUGCUGCUGCACCUGGCGGAAGCGCUGGCGAUCCUGCACUGCGCGGCCGUGCCCCUGCUCCUGGCCUUGUUCUGCCACCGGGCGACUCGCAGGGCCGUGCCCUCCUUGGCCCUCCCAGCAAGACAGUCCUCUCCUCCGGACGCCCUGGGAAGAAAAUCUUAGCUCCCUUCCUACCUGCCAACCUGAAUUAAAAGUCUGUGCUGCUUUUAUGAA